GUCACGUGGUACACGGAGACAACGGUCCACGGGGCGCGGCACUCUGGGAUUUGUAGUCCUGGUUCCCCUGGGCGGGAGAGCACUACAGUUCCCAGGGUGCACCCGGCUCCGGCCGCCAUCAUGGUGCGGGGCAUGGUGCUGCUGUCCCUCGGGCCUGGGGAACUGUGCCGCCUCAUCUACUCCCGCAGCUGGGCGGCCGAGCGGCAGCCGGGCCCGGCAGGCAGGGAGAGCCCCGCCGAGGCCGAACUCCGCCAUCAGCAGCAGAGAUUGCGGAGUAAGGAGCAGCUGGCGGCCGUGGCCAGGCAGGUGAAGUCUUCUUGUAUCCUGUCUCGCCAAGCUGCAGAGAAGCCCGUUCCUGAUUUUGGGUCUGUGAUCACCGAGGAACUCGCUGGCUCUCAGGAUUUGGACUUGGGCGUGUUCCGCCUCCCAGCUGGUGACAUUUAUGCGGAGGAGACCACUGUGGUAUGGGCGGCAGUCCUUUCCCUGGGCUUUGCCUUGAUCUGCGACCCCCAUGAGAACCUAAUGCUGGCAGAAAAUACCCUGAAAAUGAUAGUGAAGUACUUCAUGCAGCAUUUGAACCUGUUGGUUCAAGGCAAUGAUGUUGUCCUGAAGACCGACAGAAUCGAGGCAAUCCUGAACACGUUUUUGCCACACGGACAGCUGAUGUUUCUGAACUGUUGCUUCAUUCAGAGCCUAGAGAAGGAACUGAAUGCUUCAAUAUUCAAAUGAUGCCCCUUGCUUUUGUUUCUGCCAUCCCCUCACUCUCCUGCCAGCUCCUUUUCCCUCUCAGCUUUGCUCUUCCACUUCGCUGAAGGUUCCGUGCUUUUGCCAGCUGGUCCUUUGCUCAGUUUGGAGUGAUGUGGGGGAAGAGGCUCUGUGUUUCUGUCCAUGCUUGUGUUCAGCAGCAGAUACUAACCCACAUCAAAGCAAAAUACUAGAAAUUGAAAAUAAUACAAAGUGCUAUAAAUAUUUGGCAAAUUAUAGCAGCAUCUGUGAAGGAAGAAUUAAAUGAACUUUACAACGUUGUAUACUGCAUGAUGUAAGACUUCAUGGUCAAGGUUUGUACAAGCUAGUUGGAUUUCCAGAUAUCAGAAGCAGGACAAGUUAAUAACCUGAACACGGACAGGCAUUAGGAAGGUUUGAGGAUUAUUGGUCAAAUUUCAGGAAUUUUCAAACUGGGUUGUUUUGGGCUUAAGAGUGAUAGUUACGGCAUUCCUAACUUUAACAUUCUUCCUUUACUCGGUUGCUCACUUAGGUUGCUGUUCAGAUUGUUGUGCAGCAUGACCCUGGACGUUUUGAGGAGUGCCUAUAAUAGAAGUAUUAUGGUGACAUGUUAGGGCAUUGGAUAACAACGGUUCACUGUUUAUCGCGAGCUGCACAUUCCUGAUUUCAGGCUGGGGUGUGUUGAAGGGCCUGCUGCCUGUCCAGGAGAGCAAGAAAGGAAGGUGAUGCAGGAAGGAGAGUGUGGUCUCAUAUCCAUUUAAUGGUCAGUGCAAAGCAACCUGGGAGCUCUCGAAACAAAUUGGCCAGCAGGUGUGCCCUGUGCAGACAGUGUUAGAAAUAUCAGACUUCAACUAGGUAACUCAGUGCUAAUCACUGUAACUAAAAACAUGGAAUUAUUUACUGGUCACAGUAUGGUGUUGUUUUUAUCCAAUAAAGAUUGCAAUUCAAAUGCUUGAAAAGUAAAAAUGACAACAAUUAAUAAUAGGGACUCAUUCCUGAAGAAGGGCUUUUGCUCGAUCUUCCUGCUCCUCGAAUGCUGCCUGACCUGCUGUGCUUUUCCAGCACCACUCUAAUCUAGAGUAAAGAUAUACUGUCAUGUGCUGGUGUGCCACUGUGUACAAUCAUAUCUUCAGUUCCAUAGUAUCAAACAGCCUACCAUUAUUGACUCAUCUACCCUCCAUCAUGAGAUAUUUUCUAAUCAAGCCCAUCACAGAUGCUAAGACACACCUCCAUAGCACUUGAACUUGGGCUUCCUGGCUCAGAGGUAGGGACACUGCCACUGUACCUCAAGAGAACCACCCCCCACCCCUCACCCCUUUUAGAAGUUAGGAUCAACUUGUUUCCUUCCCAGAUGUUUUUUUAGUCAACCUUUUCAGCGAGAUUAUUACAUACUGGUGAAUGGAGCAGAUGGGAUUUGAACCCAGGUGUUCUAACUCAGGGGUGACCACAGGAUAACCUCCAGUGAUAGUUUCAAUAAUAUACAGCUGAGGUUCACAAUUCAGAAAUUCUUACGAUCUCAUCAGCUACUUAUUGGCAUUUGAACCCGUGUCCACAGAACGUUAACUUUGGUUCUCCUUCCUAUCGGAAAGAUGUUGUGAAACUUGAAAGGGUUCAGAAAAGAUUUACAAGGAUGUUGCCAUGGUU
This is a messenger RNA of Chiloscyllium plagiosum (whitespotted bambooshark), 2367 nucleotides long. It is a transcript of the gene ap5s1, whose product is annotated as adaptor related protein complex 5 subunit sigma 1. Gene Ontology annotation, biological process: endosomal transport; double-strand break repair via homologous recombination. Lineage: Eukaryota; Metazoa; Chordata; Chondrichthyes; Orectolobiformes; Hemiscylliidae. The record is from RefSeq and is a predicted model, not a curated record. Gene Ontology annotation, cellular component: lysosome; cytosol; AP-type membrane coat adaptor complex.